AUGGCUUUUUCUGGCAAUCUGAUUGAUGUUGAUGACAUGGAAAAUGCAUCAUCCAUGCCACAAGUACACGGUGGUAGAAACAACAGGACGAUAGAUAGUACACAAUGCGCUCAAUUUCAGACCACAGCUACGAAUCUCAAUCGUGAUAUCGAAAAUAAUCUUGUUAACGGUACAAUAACCAUUGUUCGAGAGAAAUUUAAAACAUUAAUACUUAAACUACGUACGCCGAACCGUCGAUAUUUUGGUCUUGGUGAAUUGAUUAAACCUGAAGAUGAUAUUGAUAGGAUUAUUGAUGAAUUAGGUUAUGAAUUAAACCAAAAUGUGAUCGAAGCUAUCAAUGGAAUUCGUGAAGAAGUGAAAAAAGCCCGACCAAAUGAAAAUGACAUUGAUUAUCAAUCAAAACUUCAGGUUUACACAGAUGUUCUUGAAUAUGUGACAAAUUUAAUCAAGGAAUUGACACAAGUCUUUUGUGAAUGUUUAACUAACUAUCGUAUUCGUGUGGAACAAUUAUGGAAUAAUCUGCAACAUACAAGUGAUUGGAAUGAGAUUAAUAAUUAUAUUGAACAAUUCAAAAAAGACUUGUGUCAAUUCCUUGAUUAA
Molecule: messenger RNA, 600 nt
Organism: Rotaria sp. Silwood2
Lineage: Eukaryota; Metazoa; Rotifera; Eurotatoria; Philodinida; Philodinidae
Source: the annotation of a GenBank genome assembly